Blumeria graminis f. sp. triticale is the source of this 1536-nucleotide messenger RNA. NCBI's taxonomy places the organism in Eukaryota, Fungi, Ascomycota, Leotiomycetes, Helotiales, Erysiphaceae. The record is from the annotation of a GenBank genome assembly.
AUGGUUUUAGAAUUACAGCGACCACUUCUUCUACCAGAGAACCGGAAAAUUCGUCACCUGCAAGGCAUAUCACUUCGUCGACUUUGCUUGCUCAGGCCGUGCGACGAAACAACUCAAGAUACGGCUACAUCUUCGUCCCCACAGAUAUCAUCGUUCUUUCAAAAUGAUCCUCAAUCACACACUCAAGAUGAAUGGAAGCCAUCUGGGUCUCAGAAUUCAGGCCGGCGCAGUACCCUCUUUGCAGGAGCGGCUCUUUUUUCCCGUCAGAAAAAACUUGAGCAGGUAAUAGCUAGCAGAGUGGCAGAUACUUUUAUCACUCUUCAUUGUGCUAGUGAAAUUGAUCCUAUAUAUAUUAGUGAGGUAGUGGAAGAUUCAAUGAACCCUACCUUUCGAUCAUUUGAUCUUUCUAUGUUUGGGCCAGCAACCACGCGCUUAGACACCGUGAUUGUGAAAGUUUGGGUCAAGAGAGAGGAUUUUGUUCUCCUGAUCGAGAAAAAUGUUUGUCUCAGUUCACUCAAGUAUAUUGGGCGACAUGAGAAUCAUUCUUUCCCUCCUAAUUGUAUUCUCUUCCACUUGAUUGAUGGCAUAUAUACAAGCUGUUUAUCCACGCAAAAACCAAAGCCAAAGCCAGGCAUCGUCCUUCCUACAUCUUCAUACAAUGCUUUAAUGCGAAUUAUAAAUAUCGAUGUAUCGUUGCAGGAUGCUCUCGUGACUCGUGAAGAACUGGCUACCCAGAUUAAUGCGGUCUUGAAUACCAAAGAGCUGGACGAGGCACUUCAAGCUCCUGAACAUAUAGCAUAUGCCAAGAAUUAUCUCAGCUCUAGUCGGAAGAUUCUCAGAAACUCCAUAAAACGAAAGAUGGACCUGAAAACCUCAAUCGAAGCACGUAAUAAGGCCAUUUUGAUUGGGAAGGAGGUCCAACAAAAAGCAAUUGAAGAUAUUAAAAAUGCUCAAGAAAAGCUCAGUAACUCUCGUAUACUAGUUACUAAUACAACAUAUAAGCUUUGGGGACAGCGAAGACGUAUUUGUGAAGAGCUCCAAAAUAUCUACAAUAUAGAACCGACCGCUCAACCCCUCGUCUUCAAAAUUUGUGGCCUACAACUUCCCAACUCAUACUUUGAAGACGUAGACGAAGACAUUAUCUCAGCAGCCUUGGGUCACGUUGCCCACUUGGUCAAUAUGUUGCAGUACUAUCUAUCUAUUCCAUUACCGUAUCCCAUUUCUCCACACGGUUCCAGGGCCAUUAUUCAGGAUUUUAUAUCAAUUCUACAAGAUAGUCAGCGUAUAUUCCCGCUGUAUAUGAGGGGGACGAUUCGGUUCCGGUUUGAUUAUGGAGUAUUUCUUUUAAACAAGAACAUCGAAUGGUUAGCUAUGAGUCAAGGACUUAAAGUUAUGGAUAUCCGACAAACAUUAUCAAACCUGAAAUAUUUGCUCUACAUUUGCACAGCUGGUAAUAGUGAAAUACCAGCACGAAAGACUGGUGGAAUAAAAGGUCUCCUGGCUCAAACAGAUAUGGAGACCGCAGAAAGACAUUGA